Molecule: messenger RNA, 1236 nt
Organism: Aspergillus steynii IBT 23096
Lineage: Eukaryota; Fungi; Ascomycota; Eurotiomycetes; Eurotiales; Aspergillaceae
Product: acetamidase/formamidase family protein
Exons: 5
Coding region: 1-1236 (411 amino acids)
Molecular function (GO): hydrolase activity, acting on carbon-nitrogen (but not peptide) bonds, in linear amides
Source: RefSeq, a predicted model, not a curated record
AUGGGCCAAAAAGGCAUUCGUACAGCUAUCAAAGUUGAUCUCAAUAAACCGGCUUGGGAACAACCAGGUCUACAUAACCGGUGGCAUCCGGAUGUCCCAUCUACCGGAAAGAUCGCAAACAACGAAGUCGUCAAGAUCGAAUGCCUCGACUGGACUGGCGGUCAAAUCAAGAACAAUGACUCCGCCGACGACGUCAAGAACGUCGAUCUAACUCAGAUCCAUUAUCUGUCCGGCCCAUUUGACAUCGAAACCGCCGAGCCCGGCGAUGUGCUCUUGGUCGAAAUCCAGGACGUUCAGCCAUUUGAAGACCAGCCUUGGGGGUUCACUGGUAUCUUCCAUCCCCAGAACGGCGGUGGCUUUCUAGAUGAGAUUUAUCCGAAGCCAGCAAAAGCCAUCUGGGACUUUGAGGGAAUCUUCUGCUCGUCGCGUCAUAUCCCUCAUGUUCGCUUCGCAGGCCUCAUUCACCCAGGAAUCCUAGGCUGUGCACCUUCUGCAGAAGUUCUGGCAGAGUGGAAUCGUCGCGAGGGUGAGCUGAUCGCAGCCAACACCACCGGACGAGAUGUCGCGCAACCUCCACAGCCUAAAAGCGUCCAUGCCGGCAGUGCAAGUGAGACUAUCAAAGAGAAGAUCGGAAGAGAAGGCGCUCGAACCAUCCCGGGCCGCCCCGAACACGGCGGAAACUGCGACAUAAAGAACCUCUCUCGCGGGUCGAAAGUAUACCUCCCCGUGCACGUUCCCGGCGCCAAAUUCUCCGUCGGCGACCUGCACUUCUCCCAGGGCGACGGCGAGAUCUCCUUCUGCGGCGCCAUUGAAAUGGCCGGCGUGAUCACCCUCAAAUUCACCGUUCUCAAAGACGGCAUGGCCAAGCUCGGUAUGAAGUCCCCCAUCUUCCACCCUGGCCCUGUCGAGCCGCAGUUCGGCCCGGGUCGAUACCUGACCUUCGAGGGGUUCUCGGUCGACGAGAAUGGCAAGCAGCAUUAUCUAGAUGCUACCGUGGCGUACCGCCAGACUUGUCUCCGGGUCAUCGAGUACCUGCGGCGCUAUGGGUAUAGUGAUUAUCAGAUCUAUUUGUUGUUGAGUUGCGCUCCGGUUCAGGGCCAUAUUGCCGGGCUGGUGGAUAUUCCGAAUGCGUGUACGACGCUGGGUGUGCCGAUGGAUAUCUUUGAUUUUGAUAUUCGGCCGGAGGCGGACGUGGUUAAGAAGGAUAUGGGGAGUUGUGCUUUUGCGAGUGACUGA